Kwoniella shivajii is the source of this 699-nucleotide messenger RNA. RefSeq lists its product as uncharacterized. Lineage: Eukaryota; Fungi; Basidiomycota; Tremellomycetes; Tremellales; Cryptococcaceae. The coding region runs from base 1 to 699 and encodes 232 amino acids. The record is from RefSeq and is a predicted model, not a curated record. The transcript is spliced from 2 exons.
AUGGACAGUCCUUGGCUUGCAAACCCAGAAGGAAUGGUCCGAGACCAUGCCGAAAAGCUCACCAACGGGAACAAAGAUGUUGGACCUGAUGAUAACGAGUUAUGGUGGAUUGAGAAAUGGGGAAAGGAUGAUGACGAGAGGAAAAUCAUCAUGGAGGUCAUCAAGAGUAGAAUUGAAUUAGAUUGGCCCUAUAAUUACAAGGCUUUAUUACUUCUUGGGAAGAUGCCGGAAGGUGAAUUGAGUGAUCUGGAAGAGAAAUUAGGGAAAUUUGCCGAUUCCCCUCAAACUGUAACGGGUGCAAAACACCUCAAAGAAGUAUCAAAACCUUUACAUGAGAAAGCCAAAGCUGCAAAAGCAAAGAAGGAGGAAGAAGAGAUGAAGAAACGCCAAGAAGCAAUCAUGGGUAUGUGGGGAGGAUUAUGGGCCAAUAAUGGAUAUACUGCACCAGCAUUACAGUAUGGAGGAUAUAUGGGUUGGCCUUACCCAUAUGCUGCUCCCCCAGGGAUAGCAAAAGCUGCUUCGAUGGAAUGGCCCGGUAAGCCUCCCGAAGGCUGGUCCCCGACUUCGAUAACUGCUUUACCUCAGAUAUACCCCUUUUCACGGACUGGAUAUUACGCAAUACAACCUGAACCACCGAAAGAUGCUGGAAAGCCUCCAUCUCCUUGGUCGGUUUAUGUCGGGAUAGGACCGAAACCGUGA